AAGCCAAUCAGUGCAGCUCUCCUGAAACUUCAGCAUGACUCCACUCCCCUGAUUUAAUUGAGAACAUACUCUGAAGGCGGUGAAGCUGCACGACUUCAGAGAGAGUUUUGUAGGUAAAAAAAAAAAACAACAGAUAUCUUGCAGGAAGAAAAGAAAACAGCUUCCUCACCUCUUUGUGAAACAUGGAGACCGCCACGUCUACCUUACAGCAACCCUUUGGUUACGGCCCACGGGGUUCAAACCCUCCUCAUGGUGCUCAGCAGGCCCAGGGUCCACACUCAGGACCUUCAGCGGCUCCUCGGCCUGAGGAACGGCAGCAGCCCCACCACAAACCUUUCUUCUACAUCCAGCCGUCACAGCCGUACCUGCCCAUGCAGAAUCUGCAGUGGCCUGUGCCGAUGCCCAUGCCUGUGUCCUACAACCCGUACUACGGAUACCCGGGUUUAGGUUACGGGAUGCAGAUGAUGCCUCACUAUCAGCCGAACCCUUACGUGGAGCCUCCCAGCUUCGUUAUGCCUCACACCAACCUCCAUUUAGUGGACUACAGACGGAUCCUCAACCCGCAGCACUACCAGACCAUGGCCUACCACUCCCGCAGGUUCAGGUACCAACACAACAGCCAGACCAGAGAAACCACUACCUCUGAGGUCCAAACAGAGCCCCUGUCUGCCACCCAGAGGACCAGCACGCCGGGUUCCAACAACGCAGAGGCCCCGGGUAGCAACUCAGUCCGGAGAUCUCACAACAACCCGAGCGUCCUCGCUAACAGACCGCUCUCAGCACCUCUGGCUGUGCAGAAGGUGGAUCCUCCUCUGGAGCAGAAGGACGCAGUUCCUCCUUCCACCACCAGGACACCGCCGAACAGCUUUGUGAUCCAGACAGAGGAAGUGAGGAUCGAAUGCUGCACGACACCAGCAGGACUUCAACUCCUGCACUCCCACGAGACCGCAGAGGUAUCUCACCGCUUUUCCCAAGACGUGGUCCAGCGGGGCUCCGCCGUGCAGGGUCGCGUCCUGCAGGAAAAGGCUCCAGACCAGUCGGAGCAGGGACUCCAAGCCUGUCCUGAUAUCUUGUUAGUUAGUAGCAGUGAGAAGAUCCCUGUGCUGGAGGAGGCCAGGAGGCAAACGGAUGCAGUGGCGGUCCCCUCUGACUUUGCUUCGCAUGUAGAGGGUCACGGUAAAUGCCAGGACGCAGGUGCAGAGAGAGAUCUGAAUGUGACCUCAAAGAACUUGCAAUUCAAAGUCGUUCACCUGCCGUUCAAUCCCAAGUACCUGGACGAACUCAGGAAGAUGGAAUCCACCGUCUGGUCCAUGGAGGACACUUUGAUUCCCUCGCCUGACUCGCUGAGUGUCCGCACAGACUCUCUGAGUGAAACCUUGGUCGCUGAAGAUCCCUCAGAUGUCCUGGAGGUGAGAGAGGAGGAUGCAGAGGAGGUCGUCCCCAUGAUUGAGAUGCCUCCUCCUGCAAAAGAUGAUCUGGAGGACAUGGUCCCAACGUUGGAGAUUCCUGGGGAUGUGAUGGAGUCAGACGCUGAUAUGUUCCCUCGUAUGGAUGUUCCUGUUGCAGAGGAAGCUCCUGUGGUAUGCAAAGAAGAGGUCGCUCAUGUUCCUUAUUUGCUGCUGUUGGAUAACUCUCCUCUGAAGGUGGACAAAAGCCAACACAGACGAGACGAUCACCAGGACACUUCUUUUGAAUCUCUUCCCGCGUACCUUCCUUCAACCAGCUGGCUAGCCGACUUCGACAACGUCUACUACUGUGGAAAGAUGCCGCCGACUCCCAAGAAGCACAUCAGACCUCUGGGCAACCACAGUUUGGACGUGCCUUCAAGGAGAAGAAAACUAGAUCUGGAGUACAAGGAUCAGUCCACUACUCGCAAGCCGAAAGAGCGGUACAAACCCAAAGGCAAGGUGGACCGACGCAGCCUCUCUGAUCAUGAGUGCUGCGUCAGCAGGAACUUCAACGAGAAUUCGUUUACUCCGUACGCAUCCAAGAGGGAGCGGCUUUGCUCCAGAUGUCUUGCAAAGCGGAAGAUCUGCACGUCAACCGGUCCAGGGCUGGACGGUCGGACCUUAAAGAGAAAAGCUGCACCUUUCCAGCCGUUGAAUGACGCACUUCAACCGACAUGUGAAGCCUGCAAAGCUCACUCAAAGAAUCAGCUGAUCAGGAAAGAGUCCGGUCAGGACGCACGCGUGCUCCACGCACACGACACCGAGGGGGAAUCCUCUGAGAACGGCUCCAGUCGCCAGAAAUGGAGGCCAGCUGACGACCUGAGGAAGCUCAAUGAUCUGAAGAGACCGCUCGCUUCCAAGCAAAACCAGGAGAAGUGUCCUGCAGUGAUGUACCCGAAGCUGAGGGAGAAGAACUGCGUGUGUAAUGAGCCGCAGCAUCAGCCUGCUCCGUGGGAGCGGCUGAGACACUGCCCGCACGGAAACACCAUCCGGGAAAUGGAUGAGAACUGCGCCGUGCCCCUUUCCCCUCAGGACAAGUGGAGGAGCAUGAAUCAGACUUACCUGACACACAAGUGGCACACUGAGAAGUCGUGGAAAGGACUCCUGCCGUACGCCGACGUCGACGGCUCAAAGAACGACGUCAGAUCACAACACUUGAACAAACACAAGAAAUCACAACCACAAUCACAAGAAAUUCGCAGAAAAGACACGAGGUGCUGAUUUGCACGAGAGCACAAAUCAACCAAGUGAAAAACACUUUUUUAAAAAACAUUAUGAACACUUAAUUUAAAUUAUUUCCACUUCUAUGUGUUGUUUGUUAAAUCACAUUAAUCACUAUUUAUUAACAUCAAAAUAAACACAGAUUUCUGAUA
Notolabrus celidotus (New Zealand spotty) is the source of this 2821-nucleotide messenger RNA. RefSeq lists its product as uncharacterized. The record is from RefSeq and is a predicted model, not a curated record. Lineage: Eukaryota; Metazoa; Chordata; Actinopteri; Labriformes; Labridae. The coding region runs from base 183 to 2669 and encodes 828 amino acids. The transcript has 4 exons.